AUGAAAAACAACCAUAACCACGGUCAACAGUAUUUUACAGUGCUAUCGAGCGGUAUGUCGGGUGGUAACAGUGCCUCGACCACGGACGCGGCGGUGGCGGAUUUCGAGGGACAAAAUACCAGAGGCGGAGCGUCGCCAACGGCCAAACUUCGAACGCGGGAAUUACUCACAGACACAAACGCCGACGACGGGACUCGUCAAUUUAUCAUGUUUGCAAUCACUUUUUGA
Molecule: messenger RNA, 228 nt
Organism: Macrosiphum euphorbiae (potato aphid)
Lineage: Eukaryota; Metazoa; Arthropoda; Insecta; Hemiptera; Aphididae
Source: the annotation of a GenBank genome assembly